Molecule: messenger RNA, 3483 nt
Organism: Drosophila nasuta
Lineage: Eukaryota; Metazoa; Arthropoda; Insecta; Diptera; Drosophilidae
Gene: wg
Product: Wnt family member 1 wingless
Exons: 5
Coding region: 733-2139 (468 amino acids)
Biological process (GO): multicellular organism development; cell fate commitment; neuron differentiation
Cellular component (GO): extracellular region
Molecular function (GO): cytokine activity; frizzled binding
Source: RefSeq, a predicted model, not a curated record
CGCUGUCGUCAACACACACGCGCACGCAACGACUACGACAACUACAACUGCAACGACAACGACAGCAGCGACAGCUGAACAGGUUUAAAUCUAUUUGUCGAGUCGACUCGAGUCUUGAUCGUUCCCAGGUAAAAGAACGCGCCGUGUGUUUCAGUUAAGCGUUGGCACUGAACCGGGUAACAAUCUUUCACUCCUCCGCUCCGACUUCGUAUAUGAUAUUGUACAAUCACAAUACACACACAAAAACACAUAUCGUAUCGCGUAAACUGUCUCUACUAUGUAGAGCAAAUGGAAAGUGUUUAAGUUCUUUAUCCACAAAAAUUUUCAUUCAUAAAACUGUUUCAAGUUUUUUUUGCUACAAGUGAAACAGAGCAAUAAAAUAAAAACAAAAAUUUUCGAAAUAUUUAAAAAUCAAUGAAAGUAAACAAAUAACCGUGUGAUCGCAAUAUAAGUAAAUAACAAAAUUGAAGCCAAUAAAAUGCAAAACAAAUUGAAAUCGAUAAAAGUGCGCAUGCUAAUGAUGAUUAUGCCCAAUUUAUAGUGCGCUAAUUGAACGUGAAAUUGCCAUAAAAAAUAUUUAGCUAGGGAUACCAAACUAAAUAAACCAAACAAUUGACAAGCGAAUCAAGCUAAAUAAAUACCAUUGUGACUGACGCUAACUGCUCAGUUUCAGCCACAUAACAACAGCAUCAAUAAAAAUAUAAAAAGCAACAUAGUGAAAACAUCUUAGCCAUGGAUUUAAGUUACAUAUUCAUCUUCUGCCUGCUGGCGCUAUGCAGCGCCGACGCCGAAAGCAAACAGAAAUCGGGCAGAGGCCGAGGCUCAAUGUGGUGGGGUAUUGCCAAGGUCGGCGAACCGAACAACUUUUCACCCAUUAGCACCGGCAUCAUGUACAUCGAUCCCGCCAUUCAUUCGACGCUGCGUCGCAAACAACGGCGCCUGGUGCGCGACAAUCCCGGAGUGCUGGGCGCUCUGGUCAAGGGCGCCAAUUUGGCGAUUAGCGAGUGCCAGCAUCAAUUCCGCAAUCGUCGCUGGAACUGCUCGACGCGCAAUUUUCUGCGUGGCAAGAAUCUAUUUGGCAAAAUCGUUGAUCGAGGCUGCCGCGAGACGGGCUUCAUCUAUGCCAUCACAAGUGCUGCUGUGACCCAUUCGAUAGCACGAGCCUGCAGCGAGGGCAGCAUCGAGUCCUGCACCUGUGAUUACAGCCACCAGACUCGCUCGCCACAGGCCAAUCAUCAGGCGGGCAGCGUUGCCGGCGUACGCGAUUGGGAGUGGGGCGGCUGCUCCGAUAACAUUGGCUUCGGCUUCAAGUUCUCGCGCGAGUUCGUGGACACUGGCGAGCGUGGUCGCAAUCUGCGCGAAAAGAUGAAUCUGCACAACAAUGAGGCGGGCCGAGCGCACGUUCAAGCGGAGAUGCGUCAAGAGUGCAAAUGCCACGGCAUGUCCGGUUCGUGUACAGUGAAAACUUGUUGGAUGCGUCUUGCCAAUUUCCGUGUCAUAGGCGACAAUCUCAAGGCGCGCUUCGAUGGCGCCACACGCGUCCAGGUCAGCAACAGUCUACGCCAGAGCAGCAACGCGGUGCCCGUGGUCAGUCCGAAUGCGGCGGGCUCCAACAGCAUUGUGGGUGGCGUGGCCAACAGCGGCAACGGACUGCCUUCGGCCGUGAAUGGCUACGACGAUGAGGAACGCAUGCUGAACGAUCAUAUGCCCGAGCUGCUGCUGGACAACAGCAAACAGCAUCAUCCCAAUAUGCCAUCGCCCAACAGUUUGCCCGUUGCGGGCGCUCGAUCACGCGGUCAUGGUCGCGGUCGCCAGGGACGCAAGCACAAUAGAUAUCACUUCCAAUUGAAUCCACACAAUCCGGAACACAAGCCGCCGGGUCCCAAGGACAUUGUGUACCUGGAGCCUUCGCCCAGUUUCUGUGAGAAGAAUCUGCGACAGGGCAUUUUGGGCACACAUGGCAGACAGUGCAAUGACACCUCGCUGGGCGUCGAUGGUUGCGAUCUGAUGUGCUGUGGGCGUGGCUAUCGCACACAGGAAGUUGUUGUUGUCGAGCGCUGUGCUUGCACCUUCCACUGGUGUUGUGAGGUCAAGUGCAAGCUGUGUAGAACCAAGAAGAUCAUACACACGUGUCUGUAAGAGCAACUACUAAGCUCCCCCCUCCACGCCCUACUCCCCUCCCUCGUCCCCACAAAACUGUGUAUGUGUUAUGUAUUGUCUACGCUUAGCCUUUGUUAUUAGAAGUUAAGAGCCUAGACUAAAGCCUAGUUAAAGUCCAUGACCCGCAUACGAAUAUAUAUAUAUAACAUAUAUUAUAUCAAUAUCAGCCUUCACUCACCACUUUUAGCAGUAUUACACACACACAUAUAUAUACAUAUAUAUAAAUAUAUACAUACAUACUAUGUAGCGAGGACACGACUAAAGUGUACAACUUCGUUUUGCCCAGUUUUUAGUUCUAUAAUUUCCAGCACAUUUUUGUAAAUUACGUUGCUGUUCUAUAAGUCGAUAAGUCGAGUACUUAAUUGUAGUUUUAGUUUAUUUAGUCUUAGGUUUUUACAAUUUUACAAUGCGCGUUUACUACAUUAUUCUCUUCCCACUUUUUCCCCCUCUUUAAACGAAACGAAAUCAUUUUACGAAAUCAUUGAAAACAAGACUGAAAUUCAUUUGCGCGCAGCUCAAACUCUAUCUAUCCCUCUCACUUUAUCUCACUCUCUCCCUCUCUUUCUGUCCAAGUGCAACAAUAGCAACUGCUUCUCUAGUUAUUAUUGUUGUUGUUUAGUUGACAGCGACUUUGAUGCUGACAGCGCUGCUUGCAUUUCGCUUUGCCCCAGUUGCAAAGCAAAUGUUAAGCAUACGCCGUGUGUGCUCCCCCACUCCCUUUUCACUUUUCUCCUUCUCCAUCUCCCACAUGGAAAGCGGAACAAGUUUGACACGUGAACCCAUCCGAAUCGAUUUUCCAAACAAAUUUUUGUGUACAUAAAUAAGUUUAUGCUAGUUUAAUGAGUGUGUUUAGUGCGUAAGUUAGCCUCUAAGUAAGUUCAACAAAAUGCACGAUAGAUGGCGCCACACACACAUGCACAAAACGAAAACAAUUCUGAGAAAUUUUUGAAAUUUACGCACAAGGCUUUGCAAUGAAGAAGAAUUCUGCAUUUAUUCACAAAAUAUUUUGUUUGCUUCCCUCCACAAAUUAAAUUAAAUGUUGCCUUUCGGUUGUGCGUUCUAGGUAUUACUAAUAAUAAUUAAUUAAGUAACCGAUAAUAAUAACUAUAAUGAAUGAAUAAUUAUAAAUUAGCACACUAAUUCAAUUAUUUUUAAUUAAUUUAUAUUAGCACUUAGGCAAACAUACCAUUUUGUAAAGUAUUAAAAAAAAAGAUUUGAAAUGAUGACAAAACAACAACAACAACAACGACAACAACAACAAGUAUUGCGCAUGCAAUACACAAAUCAAUAAAAAAUUAAAACAACAACAAGAAAAACUUAUAU